This is a messenger RNA of Musa acuminata AAA Group (dessert banana), 2271 nucleotides long. RefSeq names its product sulfate transporter 3.1. Bases 119 to 2077 code for a protein of 652 amino acids. The transcript has 12 exons. Gene Ontology annotation, molecular function: secondary active sulfate transmembrane transporter activity. The record is from RefSeq and is a predicted model, not a curated record. Gene Ontology annotation, cellular component: plasma membrane. NCBI's taxonomy places the organism in Eukaryota, Viridiplantae, Streptophyta, Magnoliopsida, Zingiberales, Musaceae. Gene Ontology annotation, biological process: transmembrane transport.
CGUAUACCCUCCCCUGCGCUGAGCUCUCUCUUCCCCUGCCGCAGCCUUCUUCUACCCUUCUCCUCCUCUCUCUUUCGUCCUGUUCUACUAGGUUUAAGCUACUAGUAUUUUGGUACUCAUGGGGAAUGCGGACUGUGUGCUUCCCGGGACGGAGUUCGGCCACCGCGUGCCGGUGCCGCCGUCACGGCCAUUCCUCGACACCUUCAGGGCCAACCUGAAGGAGACCUUCUUCCCCGACGACCCCCUCCGGCAGUUCAGGAACGAAAGCGGCCCGCGACGAGUGAUCCUGGGGUUGAAAUACUUCCUGCCCAUCCUCGACUGGGCCCCCAGCUACAGCCUCAGCCUCUUCAAGUCCGAUCUCAUCGCAGGGGCCACCAUUGCCAGCCUCGCCAUCCCGCAGGGCAUCAGCUACGCCAAACUCGCCAAUCUACCGCCGAUUAUUGGGCUAUAUUCAAGCUUCGUGCCGCCGUUGGUGUACGCCAUGAUGGGGAGCUCGCGGGAUCUCGCGGUGGGGACGGUGGCCGUGGCGUCGCUUUUGAUCGGGUCGAUGUUGGCGGACGAAGUCUCGCCGACGCAGGAGCCAGCAUUGUAUCUGCACUUGGCCUUCACAGCGACCUUCUUCGCUGGGCUCUUUCAAGCGGCCUUGGGGCUGUUGAGGCUUGGCUUCAUAGUGGACUUCUUGUCACAUGCAACCAUAGUGGGAUUCAUGGCAGGAGCUGCCACAGUGGUGUGCCUGCAGCAGCUAAAAGGGAUGCUGGGCCUGGAACACUUCACCACUGCCACUGACCUGGUCUCUGUCCUCAAGUCAGUUUUCACACAAGUUCACCAGUGGAGAUGGGAAAGUGCUGUUCUCGGAUGUUGCUUCCUCUUCUUCCUUCUCCUGACUCGCUUCUUUAGUAAAAGGCGGCCCAGGUUCUUCUGGGUCUCUGCAGCUGCCCCUUUGACUUCUGUGAUACUGGGAACCCUGCUGGUAUUCCUCACUCAUGCAGAAAACCAUGGAGUCCAAGUGAUCGGAUACCUGAAGAAGGGCCUAAAUCCGCCGUCGGCGACUAGCUUAAUCUUCACGGCGCCGUAUCUCACCGUGGCGCUGAAGACCGGCGUCGUCACCGGCAUCGUCGCCCUCGCCGAAGGCAUUGCGGUAGGGAGGAGCUUCGCCAUGUUCAAGAACUACCACAUCGAUGGCAACAAGGAGAUGAUAGCUUUCGGAACGAUGAACAUUGUUGGAUCCUUGACAUCAUGCUAUCUCACAACUGGGCCGUUCUCGAGGUCGGCGGUGAACUACAACGCCGGGUGCAAGACGGCGAUGUCGAACGUGGUGAUGGCGGCGGCGGUGAUGAUCACCCUGCUGUUCCUGACGCCGCUGUUCCACUACACCCCCCUGGUCGUCCUCUCUGCCAUCAUCAUGGCCGCCAUGCUCGGCCUGGUCGACUACGAGGCGGCGAUCCAUCUGUGGCACGUCGACAAGGUCGACUUCUGCGUCUGCCUCGCGGCUUUCCUCGGCGUCGUCUUCGGCAGCGUCGAGAUCGGACUCGUCAUCGCAGUGUCCAUCUCCAUACUGAGAGUCCUACUGUUCGUCUCAAGGCCGAGGACGACCGUGCUCGGCAAGGUUCCAAACUCCUCGGCCUACCGGCGGGUUGACCAGUAUCCGGUGGCACAGACUGUUCCCGGCGUCCUCAUCCUCCGCAUCGACGCUCCCAUCUACUUCACCAACGCCAGCUACUUGAGAGAGAGGAUAUCGAGGUGGAUCGAAGAGGAGAAUGACAGCUCCAAGGGAGAGACCAGCUUACAGUAUCUGAUACUGGACAUGGGUGCUGUUGGCAGCAUAGACACCAGCGGAAUCAGCAUGCUGGACGAGGUCAAGAAGAUCAUCGACAGGAGAAGCAUCAAGCUUGUGUUGGCGAACCCCGGGAGUGAGGUGAUGAAGAAGAUGAACUCGUCGAAGAUCCUUGAAGCCAUAGGCCAUGAGUGGGUGUUCCUCACCGUAGCCGACGCCGUUGCUGCAUGCAACUUCAUGCUGCAUACGUGCAAGCCAGGGGCCACAGCCAAUGACAAUGGAGCCUGCGAAGCCGUGGUUUAAGCAGUAAGAACAGCUGCAGAUCGUAGCAAGAUAGAGAUAGUGUGCAGGAUAAAGAUUGGCAUGCGAGAAUGUGAGAAUGGCAUCAUGCUACUAUUAAUAUAUUUUUUUCCCGAUCUCCCCAAGGAAGAACCAUUGUAGUGUCCUGUUCCAUAGGAGUGAUGGCAAAUCUUGCAUCGACUCUUUCUGCGUGAUCA